GAAAUACUUUUUUUCCAGGUGCAUCUGCCCCUCCGACAGAGAUUCAUGUAGUAUAGGGCGAUUCCUCGAGGCCUCAGCCUCAACUAGCUCAGAGUGCCAGGAGCAGCUUAGCAGUCCAACGUGAUUUCUUUACCAGUACUUGUUUAUCGAUGAUUGUGACUUCGAGUUUUUUUAUAGACAGGAUAUCACAAAAUGCUCCACAAGAUCAACUGUGCACACUCCACGGUCACCUUCGAUUUGGCGUAAUACCAGCGGUGAUGUCAUGCUCAUGGUGUAUCUUAUUAAAUAGCUGCGAGUAUGCUGUGGGGCUGCACGUCCCUUGCUUCGCAUCAAUUCGCACUUUUCACCAAUGUCCUACCCUUAUUACCAGUCAACUCUACAUGGAUGGGGAAGCAACCAACUACAAUUUGGCCGUCCUCCCCCGAUUCAGUUUCAGCCACAACCUUCUUGGGGUGGAUAUGAUUAUUUCAGAGCACACGCCCCACAUAUAGACCCUGCGAUCUUCAAUCAGGUGUAUGGCAGAAUCUCUAAUGCAGAUAUGACUCCCGUGGGUGUAGGUAUCAAUGAGGCUCGUAUAUGGCACCGACGGGCAUACGGUGGUCUUUGUGCAAUCAAUGCGCUGACUCCCCAAGAAAUCGGAUAUGCCUCGGCCUACGAAGCGCACCGAAUCUGGAUUCACAACCAUGCGCUUUAUGAGCCUUUUCGCGCAGAAAUUGAGCGCCAACGAGAAGCAUUCAUAGGGCUUGCCGUUGCAGAAGCUAUCAGGAUGUACAUGAUCGCACGCCCGGUUGAUGUGGACGGUUGUAUGCCAGCGUGCGAAGCUGCAGCAGCGACUGCAUCACAUAUAUUCGAUGAAAACAUGUCGGGUCCCGCCGGAGGUGAUGUACUAGGUCACGGCGCAGGGAUGGGGUACGAUUCCAAAAUGGAUGUUGGCGCAUACGGUUCAGGAUUCGGAACACCCGGGAUGACAGGUUCUGGCAUGGCUGGUGGGAUUGACCCACAUGCCAUCGACCAUGACGCACCAUACUUCAGUCAGAGCAUCGGUAGACACAGGCGGCUCUCGAUGCCACCCUUAUAUGACCCUACACGAGCACAUAGCUCCAGAGCGGGAACGGUUAUGCGUGGGAGCUCGCCUUACUUGGCCACUGCACCUAGUAUGGGCGUAGGAGCGAGCCCUUCAAUUUAUGGUGGUAAGAGCCCCCUACUAGCAAGCGGGAAUGGAAUGGGACUUGCAAAGACGCACGGAGGUGGUUAUUCUCCCUAUGGUGCUGGGUCCUCUGGAUAUGGAGGGGCAUCCCCGGUACAUGUACCACCCAUUUACGGCGCGUCUUCGCCAUACACUGGCGCCCCGAGCGUCACAACGGUGUCCGCCUAUCCAGGCAGUACGACUGUCAUCCAGUUGCCCCGAAGACGCCACAGGUCAUCUAGCAGACAUAAUAAACGCCAUGAUAGGCUCCUGGAGGACCAGGAGGCUUCGUUGGAGGGGCAGUAG
Molecule: messenger RNA, 1492 nt
Organism: Suillus discolor
Lineage: Eukaryota; Fungi; Basidiomycota; Agaricomycetes; Boletales; Suillaceae
Exons: 9
Coding region: 350-1492 (380 amino acids)
Source: RefSeq, a predicted model, not a curated record